AUGUGGUCCUGGUUCGGCGGCGCAUCCGCCCAGAAGCGCAAGGAGGCGCCCAAGAACGCUAUCCUGAUGUUGCGCGGACAGCUGGAUAUGCUGCAGAAGCGGGAGAAGCAUCUCGAGAACCAGAUCGCGGAGCAAGAUGCCGCAGCACGGAAGCAUGUCAACACCAAUAAGAAUGCCGCUAAAGCCGCUCUCCGACGGAAAAAGGCCCACGAGAAGACACUCGAGCAGACAUCAGCACAGAUCAUGCAGCUCGAGCAACAAGUAUACUCGAUCGAAGCAGCGAAUAUCAAUUACGAGACUCUACAGGCGAUGAAGCAGGCUGGUUCAGCGAUGGAGCAGAUCCAUGGUGGAAUGAACAUUGAACAGGUUGAUGAUACAAUGGCCAAACUCCAGGAACAACACGCACUGGCCGACGAGGUCAACCAGGCGAUUACUUCCACCACAUUGGGAGACCAGGUCGACGAGGACGAGCUGGAUGCCGAAUUGGAGGGACUGGAGCAGGAGGCUAUGGACGAGCGUAUGCUCAAUACUGGUCCCGUACCGGUCAACUCACAGCUGGACCGUUUACCGGCUGCUGGAACCUCAGAUUUAAGCAAAAACAAAGCGACAGCCGAGCAAGACGACGAGGAGGCGGAAUUGGCCAAGUUGCGCGAGGAAAUGGCUAUGUAG
This is a messenger RNA of Penicillium pulvis, 669 nucleotides long. RefSeq names its product ESCRT-III subunit protein SNF7. Gene Ontology annotation, biological process: late endosome to vacuole transport via multivesicular body sorting pathway; vesicle budding from membrane. Lineage: Eukaryota; Fungi; Ascomycota; Eurotiomycetes; Eurotiales; Aspergillaceae. The record is from RefSeq and is a predicted model, not a curated record. Gene Ontology annotation, cellular component: cytoplasmic side of plasma membrane; ESCRT III complex; multivesicular body. The transcript is spliced from 4 exons. Bases 1 to 669 code for a protein of 222 amino acids.